Messenger RNA from Pantherophis guttatus, 4662 nucleotides. Lineage: Eukaryota; Metazoa; Chordata; Lepidosauria; Squamata; Colubridae. The record is from RefSeq and is a predicted model, not a curated record.
GAUCCCGUCAUCAGAUCCACCCCAGGGGGGAGGGAAGGACAUUGGAGGGAGCGGGAAAUCUGCCCCAGAAUUGCUCUUGGCUGUGCAUGGGGAGAUCCAAGGAGGGGGGAGGAGAGAAGGAAGCUUAAAGGAACCCCCUGCUCACAUCUCCUUCAGAUUCCGAUUCCUGGAAGACUGGAAGGAUCUUUGGAGAGCCAGCGGUGCCAGUGGCUGGAAGGUCCCUUCUGAGCCUGGCAGAGAAGAGGAGAAGCAGGAAGAGCUGCAGGUUCUGAGGUUCUUCCAGGAAUGGGGAGGAAUUGGGUGGAUCUCACAAAUAUUUCUACUGAUUUUUCUUUCAGAGGGAUCCCCAAGGAUAAAAGUCAAGGUCAGGAUACCUCACUAGUGGACAAAAUGGAGUCACCGUUGUUCAUUGAAUCAUCUUCUAUUGCUGGAGCUGAAAGAGCUGCUGGACUUCCAAAUCAGGGUCCUGUGUCUUUUGGGGAGGUGGCCAUCCAUUUCAAUAGUGAAGAGUGGUUGCUGCUUGAUCCCAGCCAGAAAGUCCUGUAUCAAGAAGUCAUGCUGGAAACGUCUAGGAUGGUGGCCUCUUUAGCAUUUGAUGCGCAGAAGGAAAAUAACCAAGAGACAAAUUUAGUGCCAUUGGAAAUAAUCAAAACUGAAAUUCCUGAGGAGACAUCUACAAAUAAGCACAGUUGGAGAGAAAAAUCGAUUCUUGAAUGUGUGGAAAUGGAUCAUUUCCUGACCCAACGUGAUUCCAAAGAAAAUACGGGGAAAUGUCAAAGUAGAAAAAGAUUCAAAACAAACCCCAAUGCUAGUAACCAGUGCAAAACUGGAAAAAGCUCCUGCAGUAAUAAUCUUACUUCACAUAAAAUGAUCCAGGCAAGGGAGAAACCCUACAAUGCUAUGGACUGUGGAGAAAGUGUUGGGUGGAAAGGUAAUUUAACUUCUCAUAAAAAGAUCCACACCACAGAAACACUCUAUAAGUGCCUAGAGUGUGGAAAGAGCUUCAGAGACAACAUUUAUCUAACCUCCCACAAAAGGAGACAUAGUGGAGAAAAACCCUUUAAAUGCAUAGAAUGUGGGAAGAGCUUCAGCACUAGUAGUUACCUGAUAUGCCAUAGAAGGAUCCAUUCAGGAGAAAAACCAUAUAAAUGUGUAGACUGUGGAAAAAGUUUCAGUAUAAAGAAUUCCCUUACUUACCAUAAAAGGAUGCAUACUGGAGAAAAACCCUAUAAAUGUGUAGACUGUGGAAAAAGUUUCAGUAUAAAGAAUUCCCUUACUUACCAUAAAAGGAUGCAUACUGGAGAAAAACCCUAUAAAUGUGUAGACUGUGGAAAAAGUUUCAGUAGGAAGAAUUCCCUUACUUACCAUAAAAGGAUGCAUACUGGAGAGAAACCUUUUAAAUGCAUAGAAUGUGGGAAGAGCUUCACAACUAGUAGUUACCUGAUAUGCCAUAAAAGGAUCCAUUCAGGGGAAAAACCCUAUAAAUGUGUGGAUUGUGGACAAAGGUUCCGUGUGAAGGGUUCCCUUACUUCCCAUAAAAGGAUACAUAGUGAAAAAUCCUUUAAAUGCAUAGAAUGUGGGAAGAGCUUCAGAAUUAGUAGUGACCUGAUAGACCAUAGAAGGAUCCAUUCAGGAGAAAAACCCUAUAAAUGUGUAGACUGUGGGAAAAGGUUCAGUAGGAAGAAUUCCCUUAUGUUCCAUAAAAGGAUGCAUACUGGAGAAAAACGCUUUACAUGCAUAGAAUGUGGGAAGAGCUUCAGCACUAGUAGUUACCUGAUAUGCCAUAGAAGGAUCCAUUCAGGAGAAAAACCAUAUAAAUGUGUAGACUGUGGAAAAAGUUUCAGUAUAAAGAAUUCCCUUACUUACCAUAAAAGGAUGCAUACUGGAGAAAAACCCUAUAAAUGUGUAGACUGUGGAAAAAGUUUCAGUAUAAAGAAUUCCCUUACUUACCAUAAAAGGAUGCAUACUGGAGAAAAACCCUAUAAAUGUGUAGACUGUGGAAAAAGUUUCAGUAUAAAGAAUUCCCUUACUUACCAUAAAAGGAUGCAUACUGGAGAGAAACCUUUUAAAUGCAUAGAAUGUGGGAAGAGCUUUAGACAAAGUGGUGGCCUUGCUUCCCAUCAAAAGAUUCAUACAGGCGAGAAACCCUGUAAGUGUAUAGAGUGUGGAAAGAGCUACAGAAAUAGAUAUCAUCUGACAUCCCACAAAAGGAUCCACUCAGGUGAAAAACCUUAUAAAUGCACUGAGUGUGGAAAACCCUUCAGGACAAACAGUAACCUUGCGUGUCAUAAACGGGUCCAUACAGGAGAGAAACCCUAUACAUGCAUGGAGUGUGGAAAGAGCUUCAGGGUAAAGAAUGCUCUUACUUCUCAUAAACGGAUCCACACAGGAGAAAAACCCUAUAAAUGCCUAGACUGUGGGAAGGGCUUCAGCCGAAGCAGUAGCCUUACUUCUCAUAAACGGGUCCACACAGGAGAAAAACCCUAUAAAUGCCUAGACUGUGGGAAGGGCUUCAGCCAAAGCUGUGCCCUUGCUUCCCAUAAACGGGUCCACACAGGGGAAAAACCCUAUAAAUGCUUGGAGUGUGGAAAGAGCUUCAGUGUAAAGAGUGCUCUUACUUGUCAUGAAAGAAUCCACACAGGAGAGAAGCCUUAUAAAUGUCUAGAGUGUGGGAAGAGUUUCAGCCAAAACAGUCAAUUUAGUUGCCAUAACCGGAUGCAUACAGGGGAAAAACCUUAUAAGUGCACAGGCUGUGGAAAGACCUUCGUUACAAGUGGCCAUCUGAUUUAUCAUAAAAGGACCCACACAGGAGAGAAACCUUAUAAAUGCCUGGAAUGUGGGAAGGGCUUCUGUGAUAAGCGUUCCCUUACUUCCCAUAACAGGAUCCACACAGGAGAAGAAUCAUCUGUAUGCAAUGAAUCUGGGAAGAGUUUGAGUACAAGCCAGUCCCUUACUACAUUAAUACCCAGACACGGAAGAAAUUGUACUAGUGCAACUAAGUCACCUUAGUUCCCAUAAGAGGAUCUACACAGGAGGGAAAUAGAAAUGUAUGGAUUUCUAAAUGUAGAAAUGUGAAAACAGGAUGCUUCUCAAGAAAGAACCCACAGGGGGGGGGGAAAUAUCCUGUGGAAAGCAGUCAACUUAUUUACCUUAUUAAUAUGACCCGGAUCAGGACUACAUACAGGGUGGGAGGGAGAUCUCUUUAAGGGACUGCAGUAUCCUUAAUUUGUGAUAUGAAACCAUCUAAAGAUAUGGAGUGUAAAAACAAUGACAUCUUCUUUCAGAAGAUUGCUGUAGGAGCAACUGAAUAAAUGGAUUGAUUUUGGGAAGCUCCUAGGAUGAAGUUCUUAAAUCAAAAGAUAUUACCUAUUCAGUUAAGGUGUCACUCAAGAAAAACUGUUAAAACAAUUGCCCCUCUCUUUUCUCCCAAAAGAUCACAACCUCUGCUUGGUCAAGCUGCUUUAUCUUUAAUUAUUUUUUUAUCUGAACUGAGUCUGGGAUCAGCCUCCAGGCUUUGUGAAGAGGUGGUGUAUGCAAGCAAAACAAAGCAAGGCAAGGAUGUCAGGGCAUGAUUUAAUCCCAUUUUUGGCUCUGGGAUAAUCUCACCAUUAAUUAGAGGAUGGACCGUGGCUUUCUCCAAGUUGCAAUAUUCUGAAAUAAAACCCGAAGAAGUAUUCUCUAAUAAAACUCUUUUAUUUGUAAAAAGUAACAAAAACAUCUAUCUAUCUAAUUAGCUACAUCUUGGCAGCGUUCCUCUGCCAAGAUCAUUCCUGGCAGAGAGAACAAAGGAAAGAGUAGUAAUAAAGGAAUGGAAUAUAGGACAUGCGCAGUAAAGAAAACUGAUCAGGAACUUGGCAAACUACAGUAAGUCUAUUAGUCCAAAAAUAUGAAGCUCAGCUGGGAAAUACAAGAACGCAGUGACAAAGGAUGCAUAUGACCCAUAAUAAGCUGAGGGCCAAUGCGAUUGACAUCAAUAUCACAGUUCAAUCAAAGCACCAGAGGGCAGGACAAGAAGCAACCGAUGGAAACUACUCAAGGGGAGAAGCAACCUGGAAUUAAAGAGAAACUUCCUAACAGUGAGGACAAUGAACCAAUGGAACAACUUGCUUUCAGACGUUGUGGGUGCUUCAUCAGUGGAGAUUUUUCAGUCACUUGUCUGAAACAGUAUAUGUUCUCCUUGAGUAGGGGUCUAGGCUUGAAGGCCUCCAAGAUCUCAUCCAGCUCAGUCUAGUCUAGCCUCUCUACUCUACUCUACUCUUACUCUACCCUACCCUACUCUAUUCAACCAGCUAAAAGGGACUUUAAAAAUGGUUUUAUUGAUCCAACAGUGUACCAUAUGCGCAAUAUUUUUUUAAAAAGUUUUUUAAUUUCUUGAUUUAAAUUAUUCAUUGUUCAGUUUCUCAGAUUAAUCAUUACCGUAUUUUCUAUUUCUCAAGAUUUUCAAAUGCCACUUUACUGCCUGCAUUUCAUUUUCUGAUACCAAGUUCAUCAGAAAGAUCAAUCAUAGUUGACAUGUCAGGUUGCUAUGGUUUUGGAGAAAACUUUUACUAGCAUGAUUGUGACUGUAUUUUUGAUCUUAAUAUAUUUCUUAAAAACAUUUCCUCAUUAUUAACCACCUUUCUCAUUGUGAAAGGUUAAUAAACAGUUUCUGCGCAAUUUAAA